Molecule: messenger RNA, 933 nt
Organism: Ylistrum balloti
Lineage: Eukaryota; Metazoa; Mollusca; Bivalvia; Pectinida; Pectinidae
Product: meiotic recombination protein REC8 homolog
Exons: 8
Coding region: 1-933 (310 amino acids)
Biological process (GO): synaptonemal complex assembly; replication-born double-strand break repair via sister chromatid exchange; mitotic sister chromatid cohesion
Cellular component (GO): synaptonemal complex; cohesin complex
Molecular function (GO): protein binding; chromatin binding
Source: RefSeq, a predicted model, not a curated record
AUGGAAUAUGAGGUUCUAAAAGAACAGAGAAUGAAGGAUCGGAUGAAAUCAAUAAGGAAACUUAAUAUGUUGCUUGCUGCUACUAGGAUUGAGCAUUUAAAAAGAAGAGAGCUCAGUGAAGUUAACCUUCAAACGACCUGUGAUGAUAUUAUUGACCACAUAAUGGUACGGUUACAUGCAACGACUCCAGGAAAAAAGAAAACACGCUUUUCAUUGUAUUUAUCAUCACAACUUAUGUAUGGUGUCACUCGGGUACUGAAGAGACAAAGCGAAUUCCUUUUCAGUGAUGUCUCCACUUUCUUCAAUCGUGUUAGGAUGGCCUUUGUCACUGACGUUGAAGGUGAAAUAGAUCUCAAAGGAAUCUUGAGGUGUGAGAUGGUGACCAUUCCUGAUCUUGCAAACUUUGACUCUCCAGGCCGGCCUGGCUUUGAUCCAGCAUUUGGUUCGAUGAGGAUGAAGUCAUCUGAGACUAAAAUUACUUACCCAGAGCUGGAAAUGUGGAAAGUAAAUUCUAGUAUCAUUCCUGGAUCUCCGUACCUCAGUCCUGUCCCAAAGAAACGAGGAUCUUCAUCAGUCUCUAAAGACGAUAGUCACAUGAUACAACCUGAAGUAGGAAGUCCACAUACAGUUUCCAGUAGGGAAGAAAUCACUAUUCAAGAAGAGGAAAUAAAAAUUCCAGACAUAGAGGUGCCUGGAGAGAAGGACUUACCCACAUUUGAUGGAAAGGAAUUGGACAUGAUUCUUGAGGCGCCACCAGAUCCAAACAUCAACUGGAUGGAUGUUCUUUCCCCAUUGGUACCAGAACCACCCAAGGAUGCAUCUGUUGAGCAGAUGGCUCAGGACCAGUAUGUACCAUGUGUAUACAAUAAAAUCUUAACUGCCAUAUACAUGCACAGGAGUAUGGCACAGAAUCCUAAUCCUAUAUUUUACUAA